AGUUGCUGGUGUGUUGUGUCGAGUAUAACCUGUCAAACUCAAUUUCUAAACACCCGCUUAUACACAAUAAUGUGUCAAAUGUCAAACGAAGUAAAAUAAAUAGGAAAUAAAUAAUUUUGAACUUUAAAGUACUCAACGAGGCUGUCCAUUAAAAAUGUCUUUCGACUAUAAAAUCACGGACGUAGAUCUUGAUGUAAAGAAGUUGUUUGAGAAUCACACCAUCAAAGAAAUUGAAUUAAUUCUUAAACAAGUUCAACAAGAAUUAGACAGGAAAAAAAUAGAAUUACGAACGCUGGUUGGGGAAAGAUAUCGUGACCUGAUCGAAGCUGCGGAUACGAUUUCAGAGAUGCAACAGACUUCAGAAGAAAUUGUUACAAAAAUCGUGAAUGUUCAGGAAAAGUUUUCCGAUUUGCACCAACAAUAUCUUAUAGGAUUUAAUAUGGAUGCUCAGCAAAGAAGUAUCCCCAAAGAAACAAGCGACAUCUCUGAUUCUGUAGUUAUGCAAAUAAAAAUUUUAAUGGAUAUUCCAGAGCAAAUUUGGUCAGCCAUCGAUGACAAAAACUUUUUACUUGCAACGCAAUUAUUUUUAUUGGCCCAACAUAUUAACUAUAGUUUGACGUUUGAAGUUGGGGAUGAUCUCCCAAUCAAAUAUCCAAUAGUCUCAAAGCAAUGGAGCAUUAUUAAUCAGUUCAAAAAUUUAAUAAACACUUUUUGUAUCGAAUCUUUGCAAUCCAUAGAACUUUCAACGGAGACUGCUGCUAAUAGUCUUGCAGCCUUAUCACUUUUGGAUGGAUUAAAUUCGUGUGAAUUGUUGAAUAAGUUGAUAUUUUUGAGAAAGCAGACAAUCACAUCACUGAUUACUUCGGAAAGCAACUACAAUGUCAAAAAUAAAAUCAAGCUGAGCUUAAGUAUUUUAAUGAAAACCAUUCCGCUUAUAAGUCACUGUUUUACAAAGUAUGGAGAUUUUCAUAGUGGACUCGUUUCGCACUACAUAGAUGACAUAAAGCAACAAGAUGCUAUUUUUCUCCUAUGUCAGUUGGAUUUAGAUGAAGAAUUAAUGAACGAAUUCUUACCUCUGACUACAAAAAGUUACAAACCUUUUAAGGAAUACGACUUGGAAAAGAUUCCAAUAGACAGCAUUCAAGAAAGUGUAAAGACUUUCUUUGACUGGAUUAAACAAAUUACUUUGACAGAAGUUAAAAAGUUACUUAAUUUAAUAACGUCAAUCAAAGGAGUCUACAGUAUCAGAGAAGAAUGUCUGGCUGUGAGUGUUCCUGAAAAUUGGGAACAUGCAUGGGAAACGUUUUCCUUACCUAGUAGUAAUUUCUGGUUAGAGUUUUUUCAGCCGUUACUUACUGAUAGAGUUAAAGAUAUUUUGAAUGAAAAAUUAAGUUUAUGUUUCGAUAAUUUAAAAACAAACGCAUCAAAGUUAUUUGGCGAGGUAACAUCUGACUCGUGUCGCUAUGCAGAAAAUGAUUUAAGGUGGUACGUUUGGAAGGAUGAACCGACAGAUGUACCGCAAAAUUUAAUGAAAGGCGCCAAUUCGGAUGCCAAGCGACCCUUGUUAAUGAAAGCAAGAGCUUUUUCUCCCAACCUAAUAAAGUUGUGUGACAGCUUUGAAAGCGAUCUCUCCGAAUUCUUGUCCCACUUGAAGCAGUAUCUUUACGAAUUGGAACAACCGGUCAAACUAAAAAACGACUCACUUGCAGCUGAUAUCUAUUUGACGACAAAUAAAUUUUGCGAUCGCAACGAAAUUCAAGAAUAUCUGCAAAAAACUGGCACGAAAUGCAUCGAGGAUUUCAUUGUCUGUUUGAAGCACGAAUUUACAAUUGAUAACCCAAGAAUUGGAAAGCAAAAUGUUAAUGCUAUAGUGGCUGCGAGAUUCCUUCAAGCUUUGCCAACUUUGUGUACUCACUUUAAAGAAUGCUUUACCAUGUCCAGAUCGAGCAGUUUGACCUUGUCCAAUGCCAAAUGGCAAGAAAUUUGCGACAAGCUCAAGCUCGAGAGCGCGGCCAUGUGGUCCGUCUGGGCCAAGUGUUUUACGAAAAAUAUAUCUCAUCAUCGAAACGUUUGCUUAAUCAAAGAAACAGACAACGAAUUGCGUAUUCACGUAGUCAUAGCUGACUGGGAAAAAGUCAUGAUUGAGGAAGAAGCGGAAGAAGGCAAAAGAAUAAAGUCGGAAAUAUUAGUACCGCACCAACCAGCUGUUCACCUGCAAAAGUUUUUGGCGUCAAUUUGUCAAGACUUGAACAAAAUCAUUCCACAUACCAUGCCACGGGCUAUCUUGAAUGAAAUAAUAAACAACAUAGCGGCCGAGCUUUUGGAUUACUAUGACAAACUUUGCGUUAAUCCAGGAAUCCGUCAGAAGCAAGCGAUGCAAAUAUUGUUUGAUGUAAAAUACUUGAGUUUACUGAUGGUUCCUCGAGACAGCAAAUUACUCGCUGAAAAAUCAAAUCAAGUUUGUAGCAGCAUCACGUCAAAAAUUGAUCCAUUCGAUCUCGAUGUCUUUUAUCCAUUUAUAAAUGCCAACGUAAAGAAAAGCGUGCAAAGAACAUUGUUGAUAUUUGGAAGUCUAGUGCCGCACAUGGAACAGCUGCAUUCCGUGUUGGGCGCCAAAAUGAGCGAGCACAGCGAAGGAGUGAAACUCGCCGUCAAAGAUCCCCCAGGUGUGCUAGCCCUCUGCUCGGGUAGUCCUUGGUUUCCUCCUCUGGCCGUCACAGCACCAAUUAAAAAUCCGUCUGCUCCGCUUCCGGCACCGCUCUUGGAAAAAUCUCAGCAGAGAAGGAAACAAACGGGCAAGGAACAGGCGAAAAGCGACUCGACCGGCUCGACGAUCAAAUCCGGAGCCGCGGCAUUUUUCGGCGCCAUGGGCAGCGACUGGUUCGGAUCGAGCUAGUCCCGCGCUUCUCACUGGAAUCUGCAACUUUGUACAUAAAUGUAUCUUGUACAUAUGGAUAUUUUCUUAUCG
Copidosoma floridanum is the source of this 2968-nucleotide messenger RNA. RefSeq names its product conserved oligomeric Golgi complex subunit 1 (gene Cog1). NCBI's taxonomy places the organism in Eukaryota, Metazoa, Arthropoda, Insecta, Hymenoptera, Encyrtidae. Gene Ontology annotation, cellular component: Golgi apparatus; COG complex. The record is from RefSeq and is a predicted model, not a curated record. Gene Ontology annotation, biological process: intra-Golgi vesicle-mediated transport.